Molecule: messenger RNA, 711 nt
Organism: Cephus cinctus (wheat stem sawfly)
Lineage: Eukaryota; Metazoa; Arthropoda; Insecta; Hymenoptera; Cephidae
Product: small proline-rich protein 2D-like
Exons: 2
Coding region: 137-412 (91 amino acids)
Source: RefSeq, a predicted model, not a curated record
AAAAAAGCACUUCAGUUAAAAUUCUCGUGGGAACAACAUCCAUGAAUAAUAUAUGUCAUUGAAAAUAUUCAUAAAAAUUCUGGGAAUAAUGAAUAAAACUUUAAAAAGUUAAACUAGUUUGAUAAAACGAAAAAAAAUGUCUUGUCAAGCCUGCAACUCAACUCCUUCCUGUUCUUCACGAAUGCUGGCCGCUCCGCCGCCCUGUCCUGCUGGUCCAUGCUGUCCACGACCAUGUCCACCUUCGGCUCAAUGCACAGUUACGGUACCACCAGCUCCCAUACCGCCACCCAAAGUUUACGUCCCCAAGAGGCCAUGUUGCAGACCUGGAUGUUUCCACAAGCCUCGUCCCUUGUGUUGUCGAUACUUAUACUGGCGUUUACCAUGUAAAGCUCAUUGCUUUGAGGUUUGGUAGCUUCUUUUUUUUAGUCGUGAAAUCAGCUAGGAUGGAUUCGUAUACCAUAAUGCCUUCUCCUAACAACGUCUUGUCUUGCAUGAUAUUAUAAAUGUAAGUUACUACAUCACUAAUAUAUACAUUUAAAAAUAAAAACUAGUAUCGCAGUUGACACAGUACUUUUUUGAAAUUACUUUUUUCCACAUUGGGAGAAUAUGAAGGAAAUGAAAACUAGUGUUUGUCCCAUUUUAAUUAUUUUAUAAAAAUAUAAACUUACUUAUUAUAGUAAUAGUAAACGAAUGACUCAAUUGCAUAUUAAC